AUGUUCUUUUCUUCUCAUUCUCUCAUUGUUUCCGUGCUCUUGGUCUCUGCCGUUCAAGCAUAUCCAGGAGUUCAAGCAGAUCCUGUUGAUGUCCUAAAUAAAGCGACAUCUGCAAUUGUUUUAGAGACCCCUUCACCUUCGAAUGGGAUUCUUGAGAAUGUAGAGUUGUUCAAAUUCUUCGCAAGAGCCGCGAAGAAAACAACAGCAAAAACCACUGCCAAAACUACCGCUAAAACAACGGAGGCUGCACCGACAACCCAGAAAACCACGGCUCCAGCAACAACGCAAAAGACUACGGCCGUGGUAACUACACCUACGACUACCUCGGUGAAAACCACCGAGACUCCCACUACCACUUCAAUCAAGUCAACUUCGAUUCCAACCACGUCAUCUACAUCCACUAAACCUACUUCUACUUUGACGAGUUCGACAUCGACUUCGGUUGUGGCACCAAGUAGUACGAGUACUAUCUCCAAAUCCUCGAUUUUAAGCACCAGCCCAAUUCCUACUUCGGUAGCUUUAACUCAGACAUCUCAAGUCUCAUCUUCCACGGUUUCUUCGCUCUCCAGCUCAUCGACCUCUAGCUCUUUGGUACCCAGUAAAAGUUCCAUUUCUGUAGCUACGUCUGCUCAAUUAUCAUCUUCUGCAUCUGGUUCAUUGACCAGUGUUAGUGGAAUCUCCGGAUCCAUUACUAGCACUGGCUCCUUGGCAUCUGGAACUGGUUCUACUUCAGCCGGUGGAUCUAUUUCUUCUGGAGUCGAUUCAAAAACCAUCGGAUCUCUCACCAGUACUGGAUCAGCACCAACAGGGACUGGCUCCAUUACCAGCACUGGCUCCUUAGCAUCUGUAACUGGUUCAGCUUCAGCUAGUGGAUCUCUUUCAUCUGGAACCGGUUCCAUCACCAGUGGAUCUCUCACCAGCACCGGACCACUAUCAUCAGGAACUGGCUCCAUCACCUCCAGUGGAACCAUAUCAUCAGGAAUUAGCUCAAGCUCGAUCUCAGGAAGCGGAACCAUAACUUCUUCCUCCCUCAUCUCCUCCUCCAGCAGUUCCAUCUCCUGCUCCGUCUCCAACACCGUAACCGACAUAACCUACUUCGUCUCCCCCGCCACCAACACCCUCGGAUCCGUAACCAAACUCUCCACCAUCUCUUCCACCGCCAUCCGAACCAUCGGUUGUUCCCUCAGCGCCACAACCGCCACAUCCACCAUUUCCUCCUCCGCAUCCAUUAGUAAAAUCGUCAUCCCCACCGGCUACGGAGAUCCCAUCGUGAGCGCCGAAGCUGGAAAUGCUGCGUUUUACAAAGCGGGCGCGGCGGGAUACUCAAGUCAGUUGAGUGUAUACAGCGCGGCGUCGACGAGAACGAGCGGGAUGACUACGAUGGCUUCUGCUACGGGAGUAGUGUCUCGGAGUAGUCCUGCGAGUGGUACGACGAAGGAAAGUGUAAGUAGUGUUGCCACUACGGAUAUCUCAAGCAUUACUAGUGCACCAACUACCUCGGCGACGGCUGCUGCUACGGGGAUUGUGGGGGAGAUCUCUUCGCUUCUCAAUAUCUUCUGA
Botrytis fragariae is the source of this 1560-nucleotide messenger RNA. RefSeq lists its product as uncharacterized. The record is from RefSeq and is a predicted model, not a curated record. The coding region runs from base 1 to 1560 and encodes 519 amino acids. Lineage: Eukaryota; Fungi; Ascomycota; Leotiomycetes; Helotiales; Sclerotiniaceae. The transcript has 2 exons.